AAAACCACCAAAUAACUGAUAAAUCCAAAAACUUAAAUAUUCGUUGCAAAAUAAACAAAAAAACAAAAAAACAAAAACAAAAAAACAAAAAAGCGAAUUUUAAUAGAUUGGAAACGAAGGGAAGCAAAUCGUGUAUAUUUUUUUGCUUUCAUUUCCGAUAUCUUCCUUCCAAAGCGAUUGAAAAAAAAAAAAAUCGUUUUGGUUUUUGAUUUUAUUGGUUCAAAACAAUUCCGAAGUUUUCAUUUUUAUUUUGCAGAUUUUUUCUUUUUUAAAUUUUUUCCGGGGAUUUGAUACUGUUUGGGAGGUGGCAAAAAAGAAAAUUUCUUGGGGUGGGGGUUUUGGGAAGUCGGGAAAUCAAUCGAAGACGGAGCCGUUGGUGGGAAUAAGGAGGGGCUCUGACUGUUUGGUGGGACUGGAGUGCUUGCUGAACAUCAUCAGAGCCCUUGGGAUGGGCUCCUGCUUCUCUAUGGAUGGCUCUACGGCCAUAUCAUAUACCCAAGCUUCUUCUUCUUCUUCAUCGAAGAAGAAGAACAGUUACAGAAGGAAGAACAGAAUGGGUGCUUUGUCUUCUUCUACAAAUUCUCCACCUUCGUCUUCUUGCGCCACCGUUGAUUCCAAGAUGGAAAUAUGGCUUCACAGAGUUCCUGGGAGAUUCUGCUUGAAUGGGUCUACGGAUGAAGCUUCACUCUUCACCAAGCAGGGGAAAAAAGGAGUUAAUCAGGACGCCAUGAUCGUUUGGGAGAAUUUUGGCUCAAAGCCAGAUACAACCUUUUGUGGUGUUUUUGAUGGCCAUGGUCUUAAUGGCCAUCUGAUUGCAAAAAAGGUGAGGGAUUCUCUUCCUUUAAAGGUGAGUUCUCAGUGGGAAUUAAGUAGUAGCAUCAGAGAUGGGCAGAGUGAUGUUAAGUCAGAUGCUAUGGGGAGUCUGAACUCCAAAGUGACUGCCGUUAUGCCGGGUCUUGAGUACGGGACUAAACACACUGAAAUGUUGAUGACAUUGAAAGACUCUUUUCUAAAAGCUUUUAAGGCGAUGGACAAGGAGCUCAAAUUGCAUCCUCGUAUGGAUUGCUAUUGCAGUGGGACAACAGCAGUUACCUUGGUCAAGCAGGGUCAGGAUCUUAUUGUUGCUAAUACUGGGGAUUCAAGGGCUGUAUUGGGUACCAGAGAGGAAGAUGACUCUCUCAUUCCAUUUCAGUUAACUGUUGACCUUAAACCGAAUCUUCCAAGGGAAGCAGAGAGGAUUAGACUGUCAAAAGGACGAGUUUUUGCACUUCAAAAUGAGCCUGAGAUUGCUCGAGUUUGGCUGCCAAACAUUAAUUCCCCUGGCCUUGCAAUGUCCCGGGCCUUUGGAGAUUUUUGCUUAAAAGACUUUGGCUUGAUUUCAGUCCCUGAUAUUACUUAUCAUCGUAUUACUGAGAAGGAUGAAUUUGUAGUAUUGGCUACAGAUGGGAUUUGGGAUGUCCUCUCCAACAAUGAAGUUGUGAACAUAGUGGCAUCAAGCACACGAUCUCGUGCAGCUCAAGCCCUGGUGGAGUCUGCAAUAAGAGCAUGGAGGCACAAGUUCCCUUCGGCAAAGGUAGAUGAUUGUGCUGUGGUUUGUCUCUUCCUCAACUCAGUUUCAAAGAAAACUUGUGAAGGAGAAGAAAGCAAUGUCAGAUCAAGUUGACAUUAAUUAAAAAUACGCUUCUGGCAUGCUGGCACGGAACCUACCACGAAACUCUAGGAUCACAGUGGUGGUAUAAAAUAGGGAAGGAGCAGUAGCUGUUAGCCUGCUUCAAGGCAUGGAAUACUAUUUUAAGCCUUUAUUAAAGUAAGCAGGCUGCCAAAAGUGAAAGAAAUAGGUUCAUAUUUUUUCAUUUUUAUUGUCUAUAUUUCUUCUCAUUCUUUCAUACUAUGAUUUCUUUAGGGAAAGCUGGGGAAUUUUGUAGAUGAAAACUUUCCUCCUUUUUUCUUCCCUCAAGCAUUUUGAAUUUGGUCUUGGUCUUGGAGCUCUAUAGUUCAUCUCCGAGGCUAGUAUGAUUUUUUACCUUCAUUGUUGACAUUUCUAAAGUGAUGGGUGAUUUUCCCUCUUUUGUUGGUGGGUUUGGAUUUGUUGUUUUUUUAUGUAAUUCCAAACCACCUUUUUCUGGUCUUAUAAGCUUUGUCAGUUUGGAUAUGUAUGCCUCUUGUUUGAACAAAAACAUAUUUAUAUUCAAUAUCCUCUCUGUUUCUA
This is a messenger RNA of Ziziphus jujuba (common jujube), 2209 nucleotides long. Its product is annotated as probable protein phosphatase 2C 33. Gene Ontology annotation, biological process: protein dephosphorylation. The record is from RefSeq and is a predicted model, not a curated record. Bases 449 to 1663 code for a protein of 404 amino acids. NCBI's taxonomy places the organism in Eukaryota, Viridiplantae, Streptophyta, Magnoliopsida, Rosales, Rhamnaceae. Gene Ontology annotation, molecular function: protein serine/threonine phosphatase activity. The transcript has 5 exons.